Molecule: messenger RNA, 405 nt
Organism: Helianthus annuus (common sunflower)
Lineage: Eukaryota; Viridiplantae; Streptophyta; Magnoliopsida; Asterales; Asteraceae
Product: hypersensitive-induced response protein 4
Exons: 4
Coding region: 1-405 (134 amino acids)
Source: RefSeq, a predicted model, not a curated record
AUGUUUGUUAAGAUAAUUUCAUCGAUUCAGUACCAAGUAAUAAAGCAAAGUGCUGAUGAUGCAUUCUACGAGUUGCAGAACCCUGCAGAACAAAUUCAACCUUAUAUUUUUGAUGGUAAAUACUUACUUCUUUUCCAGCUCCUAUAUCACAAGACAUGGAAAGAUAACUCGAUCACCUAUCGAGCACAGGUUCCAAGAAUGACUUUGGAUCAACUCUUUGAGCAGAAGAAUGAAGUUGCAAAAACUGUAUUGGAGGAACUUGAGAAGGUGAUGGUAGAAUAUGGGUGCACAAUAAAGCACAUACUGAUGGUCGACAUCAUACUUGAUCCCUCUGUGCGUGGAGCAAUGAAUGAGAUCAAUGCAGCCAGUUUACAGGAUGUGUUUAUUGAACAUAUAUUGCAGUAA